AUUAAUGUUCAGCAAAAGUGAUUACACUGUUAAGAUGGGUAGAAAGUGCUAUAUGUUGUUCGUGUAUGUCUGUUAUUUUGGAAUAAUUCACAUAGUUAAUGCUCAACGUGGAACGACAUGUACUACGCCCAAUGGAGAAUUAGCAACAUGCGCAUCAAUUUAUGACUGUAAACAUUUUGUAACAGCCAUAAGAAAUCGAAAUCCAUCACAAUUAAACUUUGUGAAAAAGUCACAAUGCGGUUACGAUACAGCAGCUUUGGUUUGCUGUGGUUCCGCCAUCGAUUUUUCAACUACUAGAAGUCCAUCGCCGAACCCAGAUACAAGAAUACUUCCGUCUGUUUUUACUAAAAGCUCAGCUAUUCCUGAUAGAAAUAGGUGUGGUUUUCAGGAAUCUGAUAAUAAUAAUAAGCUAGAAGGCUUUAUUUAUGGAGGAACAGAGACAGAUUUAAAAGAAUUUCCGUGGAUGGCAUUACUCGGAUACAGAUCGAGAUUUGGAACAAUAAAGUGGGCUUGUGGAGGUACACUAAUUAGUCAUAGAUAUAUCUUGACAGCCGCGCAUUGUGUAACAGGAGAUGUUUUAACUCUGGUUGGACGACUUACGUAUGUCAAACUGGGUGAACACGACAAGUCCAAAACAAUAGACUGCGAUAAGGAUGGAAAUUGUAAUGAGCCAGCAAUUACUGCUGAGAUUGAAAGCUUCACGUUCCAUGAAGAUUAUGAUCCUAAUGAUAAAACUAGUCCCAAUGAUAUAGCUCUUAUAAGGCUAAAUCAAAGAAUUACAUAUACUGAUUUUAUUAGACCAAUUUGUCUUCCUGAACCAAAUGAAGGCUCUGUUAGAGAUGACGAACUUACAACUGCUGGUUGGGGUUUAACAGAACACGAUGCUACAAAUGUCAAACUCAAGGUGGAAGUACCUUUUCGCACGAAAGACGAAUGUAUGCAUGCUUUUAGAUCAGCAAGACUUAGGCUAAGUGAUUCCCAAAUAUGCGCUGGAGGAAAAGAUGGAAAGGAUUCUUGUAAAGGUGACAGUGGAGGUCCGUUGAUGAAAAGAUCACUUGCUAAUCCUCUUCAGUGGUACCAAGAGGGAAUCGUUUCAUUUGGAAAUAAUAAUUGUGGUACAGCAGGAUUACCUGGAAUUUACACAAAGGUUUCAAGCUUCUUAUCCUGGAUUCAUAGCCGAGUUAAAGAGUAAUGAUUAUGAAGUAUAACAUCUAAUUAAAAUAAAUGUACCCAUAAUAUUAAUGAUUAAGAUCUAUUCUUUAAAUUGAUUUUAUUUUGUAUAUUUAUUUCUAAUAAAUGAUAUAAUUUAAAGAAGUACGAAUAUGAAUUGCUGUGAUAAUUUUUGAGUCUUUUGAUGUUGGUGUAUGGCACCAUGGACUAUUUGUAUAAGGUAAAAUCAGUAAAUGUGGAGGUAUAAAAAUAAUAAAAAUGUAUAUUUUAAGUGAC
Diabrotica balteata is the source of this 1446-nucleotide messenger RNA. The record is from the annotation of a GenBank genome assembly. NCBI's taxonomy places the organism in Eukaryota, Metazoa, Arthropoda, Insecta, Coleoptera, Chrysomelidae.